AUGGACUACCUCAACAAACCGUUGCAACUACUCCUCCCUGUCAAGACAUCAUCAGGUUUUUACUACUGGAGCAGCUUAUGCCAGCAAGCCUGCUCUGCAAUCUCCUUCAAAGAGCCGGCGUCGAGCUCAAUCCAGGGCCGAAAUUCUAAAUCUGUCCAGUUUGCAACAAGAAAAUCAACAAAACCCAGCACUCUGCUCGCUGCAGAACUUGCUGCAGCUGGAGCCAUUUACUUAACUGCUCUACUCAACUUGGCAACUACUUCCUAUGUAACAACUGCACCAAUCCAAAACCUCCAACACAGUAUCAUUAGGUCAACGGCUUAUACCACCGGUCAACUCAAUUUCCCACAAUGGAACUGCAACGGAAUCACAGACAAUAAUGAGGAUAAAGAAUUUUAUUUAUUACAGAUGAAAACUGAUGGUCAAGCUGGUUAUUGUACAUCCAAAAUUGUUAAAGUACAUCCAUCUAAAGCUGGCAAGAAGAGAACUAUCAUAGCUGAAACGGAUACAGUAGAAGUCAAGUUAGCCAUUUUGAAAUUGGAUGAUGGUAAAGCUAAUAGUAUUUACAGUGGAAUAGCUGAAGUGCUAGAUAAAUUUCAACUAUGGAGUAGUAUUAAAGUUAUAAUAUCUGAUACUACAAGUGUUAAUACUGGAAGUAAAAAUGGAGUUGUAAACCAACUUCAGAGAAUUUGA
Molecule: messenger RNA, 693 nt
Organism: Helobdella robusta
Lineage: Eukaryota; Metazoa; Annelida; Clitellata; Rhynchobdellida; Glossiphoniidae
Exons: 4
Coding region: 1-693 (230 amino acids)
Source: RefSeq, a predicted model, not a curated record